This is a messenger RNA of Atta colombica, 997 nucleotides long. It is a transcript of the gene Vps20, whose product is annotated as charged multivesicular body protein 6. The record is from RefSeq and is a predicted model, not a curated record. Gene Ontology annotation, cellular component: ESCRT III complex; multivesicular body. The coding region runs from base 119 to 754 and encodes 211 amino acids. Lineage: Eukaryota; Metazoa; Arthropoda; Insecta; Hymenoptera; Formicidae. The transcript has 3 exons. Gene Ontology annotation, biological process: late endosome to vacuole transport via multivesicular body sorting pathway; vesicle budding from membrane.
GCCUCCCGGCACCCCGCGAGGAUAUAUUUUCGACGAUUGUCAAACGUGACGUGACGUGAUAAGCGAGUCAAUUGCAAGUUCGACUCGCGGUUCGCACUUUGUGAUAUCGCGUGCAAGAAUGGGAAUUUUCUUCGCUAAGAAAAAACAACCAAGUCGGGUCACUGAGCAGGACAAAGCAAUCCUGCAAGUGAAACAAACAAGGGAUAAAAUUAAGCAAUACCAGAAGAAAAUCGAGCAAAGUUUGGAGAAAGAACGAUUGCUUGCAAAGGAACUUUUGAAAAAUGGCAAAAAAGAUCGUGCAUUACUAUUGUUACGCAAGAAGAAAUAUCAAGAACAAGUUCUGACUCGUGCAGACGGUCAGCUAGAAAAUCUUGAGCGUAUGGUUCAUGAUUUGGAAUUUGCUCAAAUUGAGAUAAAAGUUGUUGAUGGCCUAAAAACUGGCAAUAUUGCAUUGAAGCAAUUACACGCUUUGUUGUCUAUCGAUGAAAUUGAAAAAGUUAUGGAUGAAACGAGAGAGGGCAUCGAAAAGCAAAGAGAAAUUGAUGAAGUAUUGACAUCAACUUUCGCUAUAGAGGAAGAAAUUGACGAGAGUGAAAUUGAAGCAGAAUUGGAUGCAUUGAUGGAAGCAGACAUCAAUGAGAAAGCUCCUGAAAUACCAAAGGAUGUUUUAUUACCAGAUGUACCAAAGGAAUUACCAGAAGAAGAGAAAAGUACGAAAGAAAAGAUUCAAGAGCCGAUUGCAAUAAUGGCAUAAAACUCAGGAAUUGAUGGACUUUUGUUGAAUUAAGAUUUUGUGCAAUGAAGUAUGUAUAUAUGUACAGUAAAUAACUCAUAUAUAUAAGUAUAGUUUAUAAAGUUUUAUCUACAAAUCAAAAUUUUAGUAUAAGUAUUACUUUUCAUCUUAUUGUAUACGAUAAAAUAACGCAAUGUACAUAUUAUCCGAAUAUAAAAAUGCAGUAAUGGAAGAUGUAUGGAGUAAAUAAAUAAGUUUUCCAUG